AUGCACACAUUCUAUUUGCCCAUUGGCGAAGCCACCAUCACGUUGCAGGACGUGGAGGUCAUGUAUGGGCUGCCCGUUGAUGGACACCCCGUUGCUAUGCCGCAUGCCAUGAGAGAGCAGACAGGUUUGCAGUACCUGGACAUACUGCAACGGCUCACCGGUUUACAGCCACCGGAGGAGACUGCACUGGUUGGGGCCAGUCGUCUGCAGUUGACGACUGUCCGACAACAUUUGGAGGCAUUGCACCCUGACAUCACAGACGAUACACCGGAGCUUCAUAUUCACUGGUACACGAGGUUGCUGCUACUCCUUAUGUUUGGAGGGGUUUUGUUCCCGAACUCUUCGGGGAACCUAGUAAGCUUGAGAUUUCUUCAUCAUCUUGAGCGGCUAAAUGAUUUACCCCAGUACAACUGGGGUGUUGCUGUUCUCGGCUACUUGUACAUGCAGAUGUGCCGGGCGAGCAUGGGCACCCAGCGUGACGUUGCUAGAUUGUUGCCGCUGCUACAGUUCAUUUGGAGGCCAUACAACGAUGAGCUAAUAGCUGGUUUGCCCGAUUAUUGCUCGGUCAACCAAAUUAUGUGGAGCUCUUCCAUCCCGUUAAUGUUCCUUGAUAUUGUGGAGCAUCAUGCCACCGAGCGAGUACUUCGCCAGUUUGGCCGCCCGCAGCUUAAGAAACAACUGGAAAGGGCGCUAAAAUUGCUCCAUCCUGUGCAGAAGAAACAACUAAAAUGGCGUGCAGAAUUGAAAAUAUCGGCUCCUAAGGUCACGAGUUCGAGCCGUGGAAUCGGUCACUGA
Messenger RNA from Nicotiana tabacum (common tobacco), 795 nucleotides. NCBI's taxonomy places the organism in Eukaryota, Viridiplantae, Streptophyta, Magnoliopsida, Solanales, Solanaceae. The record is from RefSeq and is a predicted model, not a curated record.